Anoplopoma fimbria (sablefish) is the source of this 8000-nucleotide messenger RNA. It is a transcript of the gene mical2b, whose product is annotated as microtubule associated monooxygenase, calponin and LIM domain containing 2b. The coding region runs from base 365 to 6022 and encodes 1885 amino acids. The record is from RefSeq and is a predicted model, not a curated record. Gene Ontology annotation, molecular function: protein binding; FAD binding. NCBI's taxonomy places the organism in Eukaryota, Metazoa, Chordata, Actinopteri, Perciformes, Anoplopomatidae. The transcript is spliced from 37 exons.
UCUACAACACCGGGGGGUGGAAGACACACGGCGGCUAUCAUGUGAGGAACAGGUCGCUGGAGUGAACCGCAGCGCCGACAUUAACGCGUUAACCGACCUGUGAGGAUAGCUUGGGACUUAUAUACCGACAUAUUGAGACAAAACCCGGGAGGACUCCAGCGGGACUGCUGCUCGUUUUCUUUCAUGGACUGAGUAGCUGACAGCCGCACUUUCCUGCUCGAGCAACGAGCUUAGCAUGACGGCACACACCGCGUCAUAGGAGUCCAGCACUGACAGCGUGGAAGGAGUGAACAGGAAAAGGAAGCAGGAGACCAAGAAGAGAUAGGACACUUUUUUUCUUUUUUUUUUUAAAGCAUCAGAGCAGAUGGGAGAGACGGAGGAUGAGCGUACUGCGCAGGCCGGCGUGCUCUUCGAGAACUUUGUCCAGGCGUCCACCUGCAAAGGGACUCUGCAGGCCUUCAGCAUCCUCUGCAGGCAGCUGGAGCUGGACCCUCUGGACUACAGCAACUUUUAUGGCUCUCUGAAAGCGGCGAUCAGCACCUGGAAGGUCAAUGCCCUGUGGACCAAACUGGACAAAAGGGCACAGCACAAGGUCUACAACCAGAACAAAGCCUGCCAGGGCACCAGGUGCCUGAUCAUCGGCGGCGGCCCCUGUGGCCUGCGGACGGCCAUUGAGCUGGCCCUGUUGGGCUGCAAGGUGGUGGUGAUCGAGAAGAGGGACACCUUCUCCAGGAACAACGUGCUCCACCUCUGGCCCUUCACCAUCCACGACCUCCGCGGCCUCGGUGCCAAGAAGUUCUAUGGCAAGUUCUGCGCUGGAGCCAUCGACCACAUCAGUAUCCGGCAGCUCCAGCUGAUGCUGCUGAAAGUGAGUCUGAUUCUGGGAGUGGAAAUUCAUGUUAACGUGGAGUUUGCCAAACUGACGGAGCCACCGGCAGACCAGACUGAUGACAGUCCUGGGUGGCGAGCUGAAGUCCGGCCUGCCGACCAUCCCGUCUCCAACUUUGAUUUUGACGUGGUGAUUGGAGCGGACGGACGCAAAAACACACUGGACGGUUUUGGUCGCAAAGAGUUCCGAGGGAAGUUGGCUAUCGCCAUCACGGCCAACUUUGUAAACAGGAACACCACAGCGGAGGCCAAAGUGGAGGAGAUCAGUGGCGUGGCCUUCAUCUUCAACCAGAAGUUCUUUCUGGAACUCAAAGAGGACACAGGAAUCGACUUGGAGAACAUUGUUUACUACAGAGACCACACCCACUACUUUGUCAUGACUGCAAAGAAGCAGAGUCUGCUGGACAAAGGGGUCAUCAUAAACGACUACAUAGAAACAGAGAGACUGCUGAGUCUCGACAACGUCAACCAGGAAGCCUUGCUCUCGUACGCCCGCGAGGCGGCCGAUUUUGGCACCAACUACCAGCUGCCAUCCCUGGACUACGCCAUCAACCACUACGGGCAGCCUGACGUAGCCAUGUUCGACUUCACCAGCAUGUACGCCUCGGAGAACGCUGCCUUGAUCAGGGAGAAACACGGACACCAGCUGCUGGUCUCGCUGGUGGGAGAUAGUCUGCUUGAGCCUUUCUGGCCCAUGGGUACAGGUUGUGCUCGGGGUUUUCUGGCAGCCUUCGACAGUGCUUGGAUGGUGAGGGGCUGGGCACAGGGCAGGAGCCCUCUGGAGAUACUCGCUGAGAGGGAGAGUAUCUACCGGCUGCUGCCUCAGACCACCACAGAGAACAUCAGUAAGAACUUUGAACAGUACGCCAUCGACCCCGCCACCCGCUACCCCAACCUCAACUCCAGCUGUGUUCGCCCACACCAGGUGCGUCACCUGUUCAUUGAUGGCCAGCAGGAGUCGUGUCACCUGGGGAGAGGAGGACCCACACGGAGAUCAGUGAACUUGUCUAGAAGAGAGUCGGAUGUGCGUCCAGGACGGCUGCUGACCUGGUGUCAGAAGCAGACUGAGGGCUACAGAGGGGUGGACGUCUCCAACCUCACGUCCUCCUGGAGGAACGGCCUGGCCCUCUGCGCUCUAGUACACCGGCAGAGGCCUGAACUCAUCGACUACGACUCUCUGAACGAGGAGGACGUGGCGGGGAACAACCAGUUGGCGUUUGACGUGGCCGAGCGGGAGUUUGGCAUCCAGCCGGUGACGACGGGGAAGGAGAUGGCUGCGGCGGCCGAGCCAGACAAGCUGCUGAUGGUUCUCUACCUCUCCAAAUUCUACGAGGUGUUUAGGAACUCCCCAGGAAACAACAACAAUGGUUUGAGAGAACCAGAUGAGAACAGUGAAGGAUAUCCAGCUAAGACCAACCACAAACUGCUGAACCAUACUCAGCCCAAGAAGAGGACACCCAGGGAUGACCACAAGCAGGAGGACGAUUCUGUCAACAAGAGGCGGCGAAAGGGCAACCACUACCUCACAGAGUUGUCUUGUCACAGUGCGCCUCCCGCUGGCGAGGACGGGGAGCUGCGGGAGAACAAGGUGCGCUCCAUGGCAACACAGCUGCUGGCCAAGUUUGAGGAGAACUCUUCGACUGCGAAGACGCAUAGCAAGUCUGAUGAGGACCCAUCCGAUCCCUCCUCCUCUCCUCCUCCGUUUCCUCCUACCACGCCCCAUCCUCGCUCAGAGGAGGAGGACGAGGAAGAGGAGAAGGAGAAGGAGGACGAGGAGCAGGAGGAGAGUGAAAACCCACGUUUCGCAAAGCCCAAGAACGACCCCCCUCCUCCUCCUCUGCCUCCCCCUCGCCCCAAGUGGCAGCCCUCCGUCUACCUCCGCCUGCUGGAGAAUCCCACUUCCGUGGCUCAGCAAACCGCUUUCCUCUGCUCCCCCCAAUCCUCUCACCCUCAGAGUCGCUCUCCUUCCCCCUCACGGCCUAAGAGUCCGUUUAGUCCCCCCCGUACGCCUAGCCCUUACGUCACUGAACAUUACUACCCAGAACGCACCUCUCCCGACUUGGGAGAGGUGCAUUUGAGCAGUCGUUUCUCUACUUCAAAUGGUGACCAUUCCUCUGAGAGCUCAGCGCAGCAGGUGACUUUCAAGCUAAGCAAAGUCCAGAGAGUCUCUACUAGAGCAUACUCUGCCAGGAGUAUAAAGGAGAGAGCGGUCCUCCUGUCCUCCAUGUUUGCUGGGUCCAGCAGACCUCCUCCUGCUCCUCUCUCUGAACCACAGGUGGGACAUUCUACCUCUACACAUCUUUCCUUCUCCCCAACUCCUGCUCCUUCUGCCUCCGUAUCUAAGAGCUCCAUCGUCCACCCUGUAGUCCACCCUGUAGUCCACCCUGUAGUCCACCCUGUAGUCCACCCUGUAGUCCACCCUGUCCCUGACCCCACUGCCCAGGCCUGUUUCUCCUCUGUCCCCCUGUACACUGCUGGACACAAGGACAAGAUACAGAAAGACUCCUCUACUCCCUUGUCUUACACCCAAUCUGUUGGUGAUUCCUCCACAAGCAACAACAGAACAUCCGCUGCCCUUUCUUUGACUUGCUUUGACAAGAGCCAGGAGAUCUCCUCUCAUGUCUCUGAUACUAGCUGUGAAAAUGAACACAGCAGGUCAUCUCCCCAUGCACUUUCUGUACCCCGUAAGGAAAGCUGUGAGAAGAUUCACAAGAGCUUUCUGAAUAAUCUGGAAAGUGAGAAGGAGAAGGUGCACAAAACUGCUCGGGAGACAUUUGAGAAAUUAGCCAAAAACGAUCACAUGGAGUGCAAUGGGAGCUGCACUCUUGAGAACCCUAGAAGAAUCACUCAAAAGUCAGUUGUUCGCUCUGAGAGUUGUCCGACUGGAGCUGCUAGUUACAUUAAAGAGCGUACAGUCGGAAAGGUAUCAUCCAUCAUAGAUGCUAAAGCUCAGAAAUUGGCCGUCCUGUAUGAGACGGACCACAGGCCCAAUGCCACACCGUGUGUGGCACGUAAGGACUUUCCUCCCGUGCUCGGCGGCAGCGACAUCUGCCACUUCUGCACCAAGCGGGUGUACGUGAUGGAGAGACUGAGCGCCGAGGGCUACUUCUUCCACCGCGAGUGUUUGCGCUGUGACGUCUGCAACAGCACCCUCCGCCUGGGAGGGCACAUCUUCGACUCGCAGGAGGCAAAGUUCUACUGCAAGAUGCAUUAUGCUCAGCGUCAAACCAGCACUCACAUGGAGAGGUUCAGAAGGAGAAUGGACGACCAACGGCACGUCGCACAUUCGUCAAUUGACAGCGGGGUCUACUCGGCGACGGGCGGCAUCCAGCUCCAACCUCCAGGUGCGGCCUCCAUCUUGCAUUCACAGCAGCUUGACAAAGUUCAGAGAAGAGUUCCUGAAGAUACGGAGAUGGCUGUUGAAGCGCUGGAUGCUUCCUGUUUAGUCACGCCCACAACACAGGAUCCUCCAGAGGUCAAAGGCCAGAGCCAUGACGGUACCAAAGAUCACUGUAACGCCAAACAGAAUAGUCGAUGGAGACGGAAGAUCAAAGCGACAUUCCCUCUGAUCUUCAUCAAGCACUUCCAGAGAAGCUGGCUUCAGGACAAAGAGGGACCGGAGACCGUCCCCGAAGCGGACUCUGACUUUGAGGAGGUCACUACAGCAGAAAAACAAACUAACUCUGACUGCAGUUCCGAGACAUCUGCCGAUACCCAGAAUCCCUCAGAGGAAAGUGAGAAGACCGAGGAGGACUCGGUGAAGACGACGGAGACGGCCAGCAACUCCUCCGCCCAAAAGAAGCGCUUGAUGCUCUCUCUCUCUGAGAAAGAGAAGCUCCUAAACUGGGACAUGCUGGUCACACAGGAGGAAGCUCCGAUAAACACCAAACAUUCACAUCAGCACAAAGACCAGGUACAAGCAGAGGCAGGAACAGAUAAGCUUCAGACGGACUCGGGCCAGAGCGGGGAACCGUCCCCGAGCCAAACCUCCACCCCGUCCCCCACCACCUUCCAGCUCAUAGCGGACGCCUUCAGGAGGACAUUUAGUGUGACCAAUCCCUCCGGCAGGUCCAACACUGCAAUCCCAAUGAGGGCUAAACGGUACGGCUCCCGCAACCAGAGGCCCAUGUCAGAAGGAGCGUUGAACUUCAGCUCCCUCUUCAGCACUGCCGGUCCAGAUCUACAAAGAGAUGAGACAAGGGCCGGCAAGUGUGAAGCCCACUUGGCAUCUGUAGGGGCCGAUCCGUGGGGGGCCGGGCGGGACCUGCCCUCUCUGCUGGAGCAGGUCGACCUGAAGGGACGCAGAGACUCCGGAGGGGUGUUCUCCGACAACAUGGCCUCGCUGCCCGGCAGGAAGGUCAACCUGUUCUCGUCCCUGAGGCUAAGGAAGAGGGAGGAGUCAGAGGGUGAGGGGCAGGACCAGGAUGGGCAAAAGGAGAUCAGGACGAUACUCACCAACAUCCGAAACAAAGCCUCCAGACAGCAGAAUCUUGAAGAGCCCACCUCCAGUGAUGAAGAAAAUGAAAACCUGACAUCCAAUCAGAAGCUGUGUCCAGAGAGACAGAGAAGGAAGCAGGAGAAGACGGUGGCCCAGCAGGCCAAAAGAGAAGAGCUGAAGAGACUCCACAGAGCUCAGGUCAUCCAGAGGCAACUGGAGGAGGUGGAAGAGAAACAGAGAGAUCUGGAGGAGAGAGGAGUGGCCAUAGAAAAGAUCAUAAGAGGAGAAACAGAAUCACUUCAGACAGAUGACGGUGACGAGGCCCAGCUCUACCAGUCCUGGUUUAAACUCGUCCUGGAGAAGAACAGAUUGGCGCGCUACGAGUCUGAGCUCAUGAUCUUCGCCCAGGAGCUUGAACUGGAGGACACGCAGAGCCGACUGCAGCGAGACCUACGACAAAGGAUAGCAACAGAAGACACAAAGAAGAGCGCCUCCGAGCUGCAGGAGGAGCAGGCCAUCCUGGCGGAGAUCAUGAGGACGGUGGAGAGACGCGACGCUCUGGUGUCCGUACUGGAGGAGCAGAGGCUGAAGGAGAGGGCCGAGGACAGGGACCUGGAGAGCCUGGUGCUGUCCAAGGGCUACGAGUUCCACUGGGCCCCGGCGGAUGACUGCUGGGGACGGGAGAAGCCCGAGUGAAGUAUUGAACGCUGGGUGGUAAAGGGUGGAAAAGCACCGCAAGCUUUGCGUAACACUAUUUUUAAAGAAACGGCGGAAUUGAACCGUACUAGCUUGUGUCUGGCUUCUCCUCAUGAAGCUACAAGUCUAGAUAAUGUGGCGAGGGAGUAAAAGGUCAUGGAAGUCUAGGUGUUCAUUGACCUUUAAAGAGGACAGCAAAGCUUUCAUCUAGUCUCACUUUGUGCUGCUAAGCUCAGAGACUGAGGAAGAUUGGAAAAGGAGCGGCUUAUAACAUGUAUUUGACUUCUGUGCUCUGAAGUGCUGACACGGACCUGAAACUGGAUGUACAAUAUGUUUAACCACUUCUUAUAAUGUGACUGACUGCCUUGUAGCGUUUUAUGCCUCGUAAACCAUACUGACUGCCUGGUGGCCCGCCUUAAGAGUGGAACACUGUAUAGCCUCACUGGAUAGCACAUGGAACGACUCAACACUUUCCCUGAAAUUUUACUGUUCAGCACAGCAUGGUUUUGUUUUAAACUUGUGUCAUAAAAUCUAGAAAUGUUAGCUUUAUGUCAUGCACUGUUUGUCACUUUGUAGCUAUGUGUGUGUGUGUGUGUGUGUGUGCGCGAGUUUGAGCUCUCUUAUGUGUUUCUUUUUUCACUUUGUGCCGGAACAGAGUCAAAUAAAAUGCAAAACACCAUUGAACACAGGAGAAUACUAACUGCCACGUAUUUGUGGCCAGCUGGUAUGAUGUACUUCUGCCAGGUGGUUGGAAAUGUCACCUAUUUUUUAUUUUCUUUACUCCAUAGCAACACAAGUUGCAACAAAAUUCAAAAACUGAAUCACGGGGCAGGAAACUGCAUUGGCACAUGGUGAUGUAACAGCUGCUGUAUUUCCUAGAGUGCUGAAGGAAUGAGUCACAGAACCUGGAAAUGAGUCAACAUUUUUUUUCCACUUGCACUUUGUCUUUAAGUCAAUGUUCUUUUUUUGGCGGGGUGAGAUGGCUGAAAUAAGGUGUGUGUUAAACACAAGCUGAAGAGAUUUAAAAUUUUGUUGUACAAUAUUUAAUACUUCAGUAAACACCCCCUCUCGAGAAUUUUGAAGCUUUUGAAAAAGGCUGUUGCUAACAAGUGGCUUAAUGAGACCAUUAAACAUCAUCACGCCGAUCAAAAAACCAAAAAUCAUAAAAGCACCAUUCAUUUGUGAAGAUUGUCUCGCAGAACAAAAUGUGUAAGUAUCAUAAAUGUUUGUUUGCCAAAGAGCUUGUUUUCUACAAUUAUCCAAAACCAGUAGAAAAAUCCCAUCGGCUUUUUGUGGAGGGAACCAGUGCAAUUUUAGAAAGUUAGCAUCGCACUGGUUCCCUCGACAUAAAGAGGUCGCAUGAGCGUGAGUAUUCACAAUGAGGCUGUAAAAGGUGGACUAACAGUUUGUAGUUUAAUUUAGCCACUUUUUAGCAACCGCCCUUUUUACGACGCGUAAAUACUUCAAAAUCCACAAGAAGGGUAUUAAACUAUGUAUUUUUAUAUCGUACAAAAAAAAUCUGUUUAAAUCUCUUAAACUCAUGUUAACCACAAAUGUUAUCUCAGGCAUCUUACCAAAAACCCAUUCAGAAACCCCAUUGACUUUGAUAAGAGGUAGCCGGAAGUGCAAAAAUGCUGACUCGUUGAGGCAAACCACUUUUGGGCAUGGCCAGAGAUUUGACAUGUGUCUGAAAGUGACGAUGCUCUUUAUUAUUUCAUGACUAACUACUGUCAGUUAAACUGUGUGUGUUCAGUUCAGCUGGUUUUAACCCUGUUGUAUCGCUAUGAGUCUACAUGAAUAAUGUGUUUACAUUCAUUUUAACCCCAGGGUCCACACUUCUCAUUUGGUCCCUUGGCCUUAAAUGUUAAGUUUGUUUAUAUUUCGACUGAACGUUGAAUUCAGAAUAAGUUAUGUUUUCAAUACUAAAAACUGUAUGUUUGUAUACAUUUCGGUUUUAUGCUGCUGUAAGUCUUUUUAA